AUGAAGUUCCCCCGGGCACGUGACUUCACCUUCUUUUUUGGGAAAUCCAACAACGCUAAAAUCCUACAGUUAGAACAUCUAAGCAAACGGGGCAUUGCUUGGGACGAGUUAAGUAAAGAAGAGACCCACGUUCCGAAGGCAAAACCCACUAACUGUACAUACCAAAUGAUCUGCGGCCGCCGGAGAGUUUUGCUGAAGUAUUGGAGAAUGGGGUCUGGCUAUAUCUGUCAGCUAUAA
Dovyalis caffra is the source of this 237-nucleotide messenger RNA. NCBI's taxonomy places the organism in Eukaryota, Viridiplantae, Streptophyta, Magnoliopsida, Malpighiales, Salicaceae. The record is from the annotation of a GenBank genome assembly.